AUGUGGAUUUUGCAAAGGCGAAGAAGGCGAUUGCUGACAACCCUAGCAAUGGUACUGGGCACGGUUAACACCACAUCGACGACGAUAGAGCUACCUAGACGAGGAGGGGAUAUGACCGGUUGAGGAGGACGACGUACCCCCUCGUUUCUUUUGACUGGUGGAAUGAGACUGUAUGUCAGCGGUAUACAGAUCAGUUAUGGAAAGAAAAUUUCCGCAUGUCAAGAGACACUUUUACCAUACUCUGCAACAUACUGCGACCUAACCUUCAACGUCGGGUUACGAACUUUGGAAAUGGCAUGACAGUUGAACAAGUGGUUGGUAUGACCCUGUGGAGGUUGGCAACUUGCUGCGAACUCCGUAGUAUUGGAAAUUUGUUUGGCGUACACAUGUCGACUGUAUGCAGGAGUAUUCAGCAAGUUUGUCAAGCCAUCAUCGACAACAUGUUUAACGACUACAUUGUUUGGCCAACAGUUGAUCGCUUAAGAGCAACUGUGGCAGGCUUCAAUGAGAUCCAUGGAUUCCCACAAUGUGCUGGUGCAAUUGAUGGAUCUCUUAUUCCAAUUAAAGUACCACAUUUCUCUUCAAGCGAUUAUUACAACUGCAAAGGAUCGUAUUCUGUAAUAAUUCAGGCAGUUGUCGACCAUAAACUAAAGUUUACGGAUACAAAUGUUGGCUGGCCGGGAAAAGUGCACGACGCCAUGGUUUUCAGAAAUUCUUCACUCUUUGAAAGAGGUGAAAGUGGACGGUUAUUUCCUAGGUCAACUGUACAAAUGGGAGGAACUGAUGUCCCCAUCUUCAUUAUUGGAGAUCCUGCCUACACGUUACUCCCGUGGCUCAUGAAGCGGUUUUCACAACGUGGCAAUGUGGACAGGAGACACCUGGUAUUUAACUACAAGCUCAGCAAGGCGAGAAUGGUAGUUGAACAAGCGUUUGGGAAUUUAAAAGGUAGAUGGCGCAUACUGAUGCGUAGAAAUGAUUCCCAUAUUUCCAAAAUACUGAUGAUAGUCAACACCUGCUGUGUUCUGCACAACUUUUGUAUUGAGCAGAAUGAUGAUUAUGAUGUGAUACUCAACCAGUUUCCUGAAGAUAUUGAAGAUGAGGUAGCACAAGACAUUCCACUGCCAGAUGCUUUGGGGAUUAGAAAUGCAUUAGUAAACAAUUUACAGUAACACACAACCUUAGUAGCCCGAACAGUAUACAAUGUUUUGGUUUUCACCAUUUCAAUUUGCACUGCUUUCUCUAGCUAGCUGCUAUGCUAUCCAAAUUUGAUUUCUUGCCAAUAAACAAAUAAACCGGAUUCAAGUUAUUUAACAAUAUGCCAAGAUUCUCACUUUAAAUCAGAUAUAAUUAUUAAUCAUCAAAUAUUCUUGUGGAAAUAUAAGCGGUAGGGUUUUUAUCUCUACUCGAAGAUGGCAUUGGCAGCGACAUCGUGGGGCCAUUAUUUUUGUUAUUUAUUACAACAGUAUAUUGCAGAGUGCUAAAAAGCAAUAGGGAGCCUAUGCUGUAUCAAAAAAUGUUUGGCAGUUAUAGGCCUACAAGCAAGAGCAGGACUGUUAGGAAAAUACAAAACUAAAAAAAAAAAUCUUAAUGUACAUAAAAUUUGUAGUAAAAUGUUUAAUACAGUAUAUUUUGCUAAACCUACUGAAGCACCAUUGACAAUUUACAUUUACAUAAAACUAAAAUCCGUACAUUGAAUCUCCCUUUAAAAAAAAUACCUGAAACUGUGACAGCAAAACAUGAACAAAUUACUUUAUUUUUAAGUAAAUAUUGCAUUUUCAUGGAAGUUGUAUAUUGUUUAAAUUAUCUGUUCUGAACUACAAAAUAAACAUAGAUAUAAGCUAUUGUAACUUGUAAUUGUUAAUAUUUUAUUGUUUAGUUAGAUGGUAUAUUACAAAAUUUUUAAAUUAGCUUUGAAUACAAAACACUAAUAGCGCAAUAAAAAGUUGAACCUACUGAAGCACCAUUGGCAACUUAUGUUCACAUAAAUCUACACUGUACAUAGAAGAAACACCUGAAAUUGCGACAGCAAAAUAGGAACCAAUUACUUUAUUUUUAGAUGAAUAUUACAUUUUCAUGGAAGUUAUAUAUUGUUUGAAGUAUCUACUUUAAUAGAUAUAUUACAUUGUAACUUGUGGUUAUUAUUUAAUUGUUUAGUAAUAUGGUCUAUUAUUUUGAAAUGUUUUAAAUUUAACUUCGCAUAACAAAAUACUGUGGUAUUCUUUUUAAGUUGAACAGUAAUUGACUUUAACUAAAUGCUACUUAUAACACCCAAGGUAAUGAAGGAAAUGUGAUUUGUUCUUUGUAUUCUUAAGCACAUUUAAUAUUUGAAAAAAAAAUCGUCAAUAUUGCAUUUGAGUGAGGUAAUUGUUUUUCAAAAUAAAAAUAAAUAUAUUUAUGUAUAAAAUAUAAAAACCUCUUUUCUUCUUACA
Molecule: messenger RNA, 2429 nt
Organism: Anneissia japonica
Lineage: Eukaryota; Metazoa; Echinodermata; Crinoidea; Comatulida; Comatulidae
Product: protein ANTAGONIST OF LIKE HETEROCHROMATIN PROTEIN 1-like
Exons: 4
Coding region: 216-1169 (317 amino acids)
Source: RefSeq, a predicted model, not a curated record